Molecule: messenger RNA, 1181 nt
Organism: Plutella xylostella (diamondback moth)
Lineage: Eukaryota; Metazoa; Arthropoda; Insecta; Lepidoptera; Plutellidae
Source: RefSeq, a predicted model, not a curated record
GCUAGGUAUAUAAGCAUAGGAUGCCGCCAGUGUCAUCAUCAGUGACCCAGUGACUCAGUGCUGUGUUGUGUGCAACCACCUCCCAAGACCCUCUCAUCAAGAUGCAGACCUCAACCCUGGUACUCCUGGCUUGCCUGGUGGCGGCGGCGGUCGCCUGGCCCGCGCCAGCUGAUGAGGAUCAGAUCCUGGCCCAGGAGCUGGGAGACGCCCCGGCGCUGGAGCGGGGCGCGCGCCAGAAGAGGGGUCUGCUGCUGCUGAAGAAGAAGCUGCUCUUGGGAGCUCUGGGGCUGAAGGCCGCGAAGGUGGGCGCGGUGGGCGGCGCGGUGGCGGGCGCCGCGCUGGCCGCCAAGAAGAGUCACCCGCCCAAGGCCAAGAUCGUCUCGCUGCCCUACAACAGCUACGGCCACAGCAGUCACGGACCAUCAUGGAACGUAGAAGUACAUAGCUGGCACUAAGUUUGGUGGCUCCAGUUUUCUGACGUCGCGUCUCGCGCACCGCAGUAUAACUUCGAGCAUCGUUCAAUAGAAGUCUUUUAAGGAAUUGUUAUGUUUAUGUACUAACGUCUGUAGUCACCAGUGUGUUUUAGUAGUCACAACUUUGUAAAUAUUGCUGUUAGAAGCCUACAGGCGGCAGAUUCCGUGACUCCCUGACUAUUUCUGGAAGGUGUGAUACUUGCUAAGCCGUCUAAGGUAGUAUAAAGUUCCCCGAACAAGUUGUAUUUUCGUGUCGAUGUUGCGUGCGACACGCUCGCCGACCCAAUCUGCGAAAUGAUACAACUUGUAAUGUUAUUACAGUGGAUGCGCUUGAUAUAAUCUCUAGUUAUAUGACCGGGACCGGCCCAGUUUGUUCUACACCAUCUUGAUAACUGCUUUUUAUUUAGUCAAUCAUUAUUGUGAGACAUAGAGGUUAUUAUUGUAGCAAGUAUGACAUGUUUUGGAAAGUAUGUAUGUAUGUAGCUCCUCGUCUUUUAGUGAUGUACUUGCAAAUAUGCUCAUAUAUGUGAUCUAUUAUUCACGAAUCUGUCGAUUGUAAGUGACACCUAGGUUACAAAAUAUACUAAGACUUAGAUCUACAUGACGUCACGUAGCAUUUAAGUUUAGUUCUGAUUGUUAUAAUAUUUAUAACAAGUCGUGCCUUAAUAGUUCGUACUUUUUUGUUAAAUAAAUGACUGUUUUUGUAUA